Messenger RNA from Cynara cardunculus var. scolymus (artichoke), 2027 nucleotides. Its product is annotated as sulfoquinovosyl transferase SQD2-like. The transcript is spliced from 12 exons. Gene Ontology annotation, biological process: sulfolipid biosynthetic process; glycolipid biosynthetic process. The record is from RefSeq and is a predicted model, not a curated record. Gene Ontology annotation, cellular component: chloroplast envelope. The coding region runs from base 380 to 1702 and encodes 440 amino acids. Gene Ontology annotation, molecular function: UDP-sulfoquinovose:DAG sulfoquinovosyltransferase activity. Lineage: Eukaryota; Viridiplantae; Streptophyta; Magnoliopsida; Asterales; Asteraceae.
GUUUCUAAAUCUGUUUAUUUGACUCUUUAAAAUUUGAUUUUGUGAAUUAUUUAAUAGAAAUAUUUAACAAUUAGAAGUGCAAAAUCGAGAAUCACAUGUAUUGAGAUGCAUGAUUCAGUCAAUUUUUAAAGAUAAUUUGAUGAUGAGGGGUGCAGGCUUGUUUAUGAACCAUGUGUGUAUUAAGAUGGAGAAAAUAGGGUGAUCAAUGUGAGGAUGAGCACGUUUGGGUCCUGCAAACAGACGUAAACAUCACUGUCAGCAGCAAGAGACCCCACCCUGCCAGAAACAAACCAGAUAAUCCUUGCUACUCAACACUCCCAUCUUUUUGGUCAAAACAUACAAGUAGGGAGUCUUUUUGGGUUUCUGGAGCAAGCAAGAAAUGACAAUUGAGGAGUUGAGAGAAGAUGAAGAAGAGGGUCCUCCUUCUCAGAUUGAAUCUGAGAUUACCACGAAGCCUAGGCGUAUCGCUCUCUUCGUUGAGCCUUCUCCCUUUGCGUAUGUGUCAGGAUACAAGAACCGGUUCCAAAACUUCAUUAAAUAUUUGCGUGAGAUGGGGGAUGAGGUGAUGGUGAUAACAACUCAUGAAGGGGUACCUGAAGAAUUUCAUGGAGCAAUAUUGGUUGGCUCAAGAAGCUUCCCUUUCCCGUGGUAUCAGAAGGUGCCACUUUCCCUUGCCCUGAGCCCUAGAAUAAUCAAUGAGGUUAAACAAUUCAAGCCAGACAUCAUCCAUGCAUCCUCGCCUGGUAUUAUGGUUUUUGGAGCGCUUGCGAUUGCAAAAAUGUUGUCUGUUCCCAUAGUGAUGUCCUACCAUACACAUGUGCCCGUAUACAUUCCAAGAUACACCUAUAGCUGGCUCGUCCAGCCAAUGUGGUUGGUUAUAAAGUUUCUUCAUAGAGCCGCUGAUCUUACAUUGGUGCCAUCAGCUGCUAUUGCGGAGGAUCUCAGAGGUGCCAAAGUUGCAGCAGCUAACAAGAUCCGUCUAUGGAAUAAGGGUGUCGAUUCAGAUAGUUUCCAUCCAAAAUUUAAUUCUCAAGAAAUGCGAAUUAGACUAAGCAAUGGUGAACCUGAUCGGCCUCUGAUCGUACAUGUUGGCCGUAUUGGAGUCGAGAAAAGUUUAGAUUUUCUUAAAAGUGUCAUGGAAAGGAUCCCAGAAGCAAGGAUAGCAUUCGUUGGAGAUGGUCCAUACAGGGAGGAUCUUGAAAAACUAUUUGAAGGCAUGCCAGCAGUUUUCACAGGGAUGUUACAGGGCGAGGAGUUAUCUCAAGCAUUUGCCAGUGGAGAUAUAUUUCUAAUGCCUUCAGAAUCUGAAACACUUGGGCAAGUAGUCCUCGAAGCCAUGUCAUCAGGUAUCCCCGUGGUGGCUGCACGUGCUGGUGGUAUACCAGAUAUUAUCCCUCCAGACCAAGACGGAAAAAGUGGGUACCUCUUCACACCUGGAGAUCUUGAGGACUGCUUAAAAAAACUGGUCCCAUUAUUACAAGACACGGAGUUACGUGAAAAAAUCGGGCAGGCUGCCCGAGGGGAGAUGGAGAAGUACGAUUGGAAGGCAGCCACAGGGGUCAUUAGAAACCAACAGUAUAACGCUGCAAUAUGGUUUUGGAGAAAGAAACGAGAAGAACUACUGAAACCUUUGCGUUGGCUGGCAAACUGUUUUCUUCCUACAGACACGUGUCGGAAGAUAACCGCACCGCCUAAUCCUUAAGAAACGGCCCCGAGACCGUUUGCAACUUUGUACAAUAUGGACAGUGAAGAUUUUCAUGUUUGUUAUUAUUUUUUGUUAACCGUGGGUGUCUGGACAACAUGUGCACAUCUCGACUUAUUCCAUAAGGCUCUGAAAAUCCAAGCCUAGAAUAUAUUUGGAAGUUGAGUUUGGCCUAGCACUCAUGGUGGUUGUUUGUUCAAGUGUAAUUGCAAUUGUGGUAUAUUCAUUUGGUUGUAGGGAGGGGGUGAUAUAGUGGUAGACAUUGUAACAUUGUUCUUAGUAUUUUUAAACACCAUUAUGUAUUUAUUGGAUGUCAUAUUGUAAU